Messenger RNA from Fragaria vesca subsp. vesca, 1320 nucleotides. RefSeq names its product putative F-box/FBD/LRR-repeat protein At5g22670-like. Gene Ontology annotation, molecular function: protein binding. The record is from RefSeq and is a predicted model, not a curated record. Lineage: Eukaryota; Viridiplantae; Streptophyta; Magnoliopsida; Rosales; Rosaceae. The transcript has a single exon. The coding region runs from base 1 to 1320 and encodes 439 amino acids.
AUGGAGAGAAAGAGUGAGAAAAGCAAGGGUGAUCAUUAUGACUUGGAGGACCGAAUCACUGCGUUGCCUGAUGAUCUUCUUUCUUUGAUAGUCCUUCGGUUACCUGUUAAGGAAUCAGCAGCCACUGCUAUUCUCUCUAAGCGAUGGAACACAUGGAAAUCUGCAACAAAUCUCGACUUUUCUGAUGCUAGGUUCGUUAUUGCUAAAGGUUAUUACAGGUUCCUUCAACUGCAACGACCGGAAAAUUAUCAAUCGGAAAAUUAUGAAUAUAGCGAGAGAUAUGUCAACUUGGUAAAUGGUGCGGUUCAGCAAUAUAGUAAUCUGAUUAUCACACGGUUCAGGGUUUGUUUUAUUAUGUAUCCUCGGUUUGCCGGAGACGUUCUUAAUUGGAUUCAGUUUGCUAUGAAUAAGAAAGUCGAAAUACUUGAGUUGGAGUUUUACACAGAUUCUGGUUAUACAGGUGAUCAGUGUCCUCUGUAUCCUUUUCCCAAGAAACUAUUAAGUCAUCAUUCUUGUGAGGAUAUUGGAUUCAAGUUCCUCAAAGUUCUCCAUUUUAGACGUGUUGAUGUGACUGGAGAAGUGCUCGAGUACUUCUUGUCGAACUGUGCUGCUCUUGAACGAUUAAUUGUGAAUGCUGCCCACAAUCUUGUGGAUCUCAGAGUUGUUGGCCUCUCUAUUUCCUUGACGCAUUUAACGUUGAUAGAUUGUAUUCGCCUCAAAAGAAUUGAGGUUCGUGAUGUGAAGCUUGUCUCUUUCCAUCUUUCUGGUAUGGAGGUGGAAAACAUGUCUCUCACUAACGUACCGUUGCUUGUAGAUGUAUCCUACAUGACCUCCAUCAUGAAAUUUCAUCGAGUGAGAUCCAUAGAGCGUCUCUUCACCCGACUUUCAUUUUGUAUUUCACAACUAGAGACUCUCAGAUUAGAUAUAAGCGGAGGGGGCUACAAUCAGAAGGAUGUGUUUCCUAUAUUAUCAAAUCUCAGGCAUUUAGAAUUGAAACUUGAUUCUCACUGUGAAGAUGAUAUUCCUAAUUUUAAACGUUUCAUUGAGGCAUCUCCCUACUUACAUAGACUGGUGUUGAAGUUGCACAAGUGUAAGCGUACGAGGCCUGGAUAUAAAUGCAGGAAGAUGGGCAGAAUUUCCAGAUUCCCCCGUGAUUACCUCAAGGUAGUAGAGAUAGUAGGGUAUCGUGGUACUCAUUGUCAUGAUGAACUCGCGCUCUACUUUGUAAUGGAGGCUGCCGCAUUGGAGAAACUUGUUAUUGAUCCUGUCCGGCGUUGGCGUGAUUGGCUGGAUAGAGAGGGAGAACUGCCUCUUCCAUAA